AUGCAUCAAGGUGGUGGGACCACCACCAAAAACAACUAUUCCCAGAGGAGCCCUGGGUCAUCAAACCAAAAAUACAAUCACUCUCAUGGGUUCCAACCAUUUGGGUUGCAACCAGGGCAGGGAGCCCCAAUGGAUAUUGGUGUGGUCCAAGGCAGACAGACGCGCAGAUUCACCUGCUACAACUGUGGCGAGGAGGGGCACAUGGCCCAAAAUUGUACAAACGGAGCACGGGCCGCUCAACAAAAAAAUAACCAAGGGCGCCAGGCGCGCCAAUUAGAAGCUGAAAUGCCGGACAAUCGGCUCAAUACUCUGGCCGGACGUUCAUACGACGAAAUCCGGGCCUUCUUUUAUGACCAGCAGGUCGCUGAAAUGAAGACUCAGGGAAAAGAGUUCGGAGCUUAG
Molecule: messenger RNA, 402 nt
Organism: Serpula lacrymans var. lacrymans S7.9
Lineage: Eukaryota; Fungi; Basidiomycota; Agaricomycetes; Boletales; Serpulaceae
Exons: 1
Coding region: 1-402 (133 amino acids)
Molecular function (GO): zinc ion binding; nucleic acid binding
Source: RefSeq, a predicted model, not a curated record